AUGGGCAAUAACAGCACUUUGAUGCUUCGAGACGAAGAAAUUGAAGAAAUAAUGAAUGAAACUGAAUUUAAUCGGAACCAGAUUGUUCGCCUUUACAGUCGAUUUUUGUCACUUGAUAAAAGAGGACAGGGUUAUCUGUCGCGCGAUGACUUUCUCAAUGUUCCGGAACUCGCUGUGAAUCCGCUUGGUGAUCGAAUCAUUGAUGCAUUUUUCACUUUAACCGGCGGAGAUGAGGAGCAGCAAAUCAAUUUUCGGCAAUUUGUCAAAAUUCUAGCUCAUUUUCAACCGAUUUCGCGAUCCAAGAAGAAUUUACUGAAUUCGCGUAAAGACAAACUUCUUUUUGCAUUCAAGAUGUAUGACUUAAACAAAAAUGACUACAUCACCAGGGAAGAGUUCAAGGUAAUUCUGAACAGUAUGGUUGGAGCGAACAUUACUUCGGAACAGCUUGAUAAAAUUGCCGAUCGAACGAUCGAGGAAGCGGAUGCCGAUCGUGAUGGAAAAAUCUCGUUUGAGGAAUUUUGCCGAGCCAUGGAGAAAACCGACAUCGAAGAGAAGAUGUCGAUUCGAUUCCUUAACUGA
Messenger RNA from Caenorhabditis bovis, 579 nucleotides. The record is from the annotation of a GenBank genome assembly. NCBI's taxonomy places the organism in Eukaryota, Metazoa, Nematoda, Chromadorea, Rhabditida, Rhabditidae.